AUCAUAGACAUUUUCCACACGAAACAUUUGUUAAAACAUUGCCUUAAUUUUUUCAACAAAUCUUCUAUCUCUUAAAAUCACAAGACCAUGCAUGUUCACCCUCAUGUGGAAGAAAGAAAAAAAAGUGUAAAUAUAAAUCUUAUCAUCAUUGAUGGUUAAUUCUAUUUGCAAAUUUUGUUUAAGUCAACAAUGGAUGGAUUCUUGAAUGCUGACCUUUCAAGCAGAACUUCAAUAGGUGUAAUUAGAGAUUAUAACAUUUUCUAUUACUUGGAUAAGGAAAAUUCCAACACAUAAGAUUUGUCAUAAUAUGUCCAGUGACAAUAAGAUGAAGGGUCUCCUUAAAGGUCUGAGAAUCCUUUCUCAGAUAUUUGAUGAAAAAGAACAAGAAAUUGAGAUUGGUAAUCCCACGGAUGUAAAGCAUGUGGCACAUAUUGGAUGGGAUGGUCCUACUGAAAAUAAUAAUCCCAGCUGGAUGAACGAGUUUAAAUCUACCUCAGAACGAUCAUCAGGACCUUUAAAUAUGAAUGGAGACAAUCAUUCUAAAGAACUUGAUGAUUGGGCCUCCUGUGAUUCAAUGGAAAGAAGUUCAAAGUCGAUGAAUGAUCCAGAUGAUACACAUGAGUUGCCCUUACCUAAAUCAUCUAAGCAAAAAUCUCAUUCAGGAAACAUGAGAGAGUCACAUGCAAAGGAAAAAUCAGACAAACCAAGGCAACCAAAAAAGCAUUCCAAACAUUCAACACCAAAUGAUUCAUUCAAUGAAUCCAAACACAAAACAACAGAACAACCUAUACAAAAAGAUACAAACUCCCUCCAAAUCCAAGGGAAUACUAAUGAUAAUUUACCACCUAGGGUCCAAUCAGACAAUCCUAAAACGACUCAUUCUAAGAAAACAAAAGAUGUUCAAGGUGUUAGUGGAUCAUCUAAAUCAAGAUCAAAAGCACAAGUUAAGGAAUCUAAUUCCAAUGAAGUUACACAUUCUAGAUCCAGUUCCAAAUCCAAGGAAUCUAAUUCUAAUGAAGGUACACAUUCUAGAUCAAGUUCCAAAUCUAAAGAGUCCAAUUCUAAUGAAGGGGCACAUUCUAGACAUAGUUCCAAAUCUAAGGACCCAAACUCGAACGAUGGAUCUCAUGCAAGAACGAGUUCUAAAUCUAAAGACUCGAACUCCAAAGAAGGACCUCAUUCUAGGUCAAGUACCAAAUCUAAGGACUCGAACUCGAAUGAAGGAGAUCUUUCUAGACCAAAUUCCAAACCUAGGAAUAAACAUAGACUCAGUGAAGAAGGUGGACAACUUAAAGAGAGGAUCCAAUGAAAAUAUAAUGACAAAUUAUCCAAACUAGAGAAAUUUUGUACUGCUAAUUGGAAUGUUGCAUACCCCAAAAAACUGUAAUGUAUCUUAGUGCCCUGCCUAGGUUAGAUUAUUAAUGUACAGAUAUAUUUAUACAACAAGUAGUAAAUGCACUAAGUACUAAUUAAUGUAAAACUAAACAACAAUUGUGUCGAUAAUCAGUAAAACAAUUACAUAUAUUUUCA
This is a messenger RNA of Trifolium pratense (red clover), 1530 nucleotides long. Its product is annotated as CRIB domain-containing protein RIC7-like. The transcript has 5 exons. NCBI's taxonomy places the organism in Eukaryota, Viridiplantae, Streptophyta, Magnoliopsida, Fabales, Fabaceae. Bases 308 to 1309 code for a protein of 333 amino acids. The record is from RefSeq and is a predicted model, not a curated record.